Emys orbicularis (European pond turtle) is the source of this 984-nucleotide messenger RNA. RefSeq names its product olfactory receptor 10A4-like. The record is from RefSeq and is a predicted model, not a curated record. Gene Ontology annotation, molecular function: olfactory receptor activity; G protein-coupled receptor activity; odorant binding. Gene Ontology annotation, cellular component: membrane. The transcript has a single exon. The coding region runs from base 4 to 984 and encodes 326 amino acids. Lineage: Eukaryota; Metazoa; Chordata; Testudines; Emydidae. Gene Ontology annotation, biological process: G protein-coupled receptor signaling pathway.
CGCAUGGAAGACUCCAAAUGGGGAAAUCAAACAGGCGUCACAGAAUUCAUCCUCCUGGGAUUUGGAAAUCUCCCUGAACUGCAGGUCCUUCUCUUCCUGCUGUUUCUAGUGAUCUACAUUGUGACCAUGGCUGGGAACAUCCUCAUUGUUGUGCUAGUUGUGGGUGAUCAGCACCUUCACACCCCCAUGUACUUCUUCCUGGGGAACUUGUCCUGCUUGGAGAUCUGUCACACCUCCACCAUCCUGCCCAGGAUGCUGGCCAGUCUCCUGACUGGGGACAGAACCAUUUCUGUUGCGGGCUGUAUUGUACAACUGUAUUGCUUUGCUUGUCUGGUAGCUACAGAAUGUUGUCUCCUAGCAGUGAUGUCUUAUGAUCGGUAUUUAGCCAUAUGCAAACCCCUGCAUUAUGCAGCCCAUAUGAAUGAUCAGUUUUCCCUCCAGCUAGCAGUUGGGUCUUGGCUAAGUGGCUUUACAGUCAGUACCAACGCAGCAUGUUGGAUGUCACAAAUGAUUUUCUGUGGGCCCAAUGAAAUUGACCAUUUCUUUUGUGAUUACAUCGCAUUGCUCAAAUUGUCCUGCAGUGACACCAGCAAGAUGGUUCUUGUGAUCUUCCUUCUCUCCUUCAUAAUGAUUCUUCUUCCAUUUCUCUUAACCCUGACAUCUUACGUGUGUAUCAUCAGCACCAUCUUGAGAAUCCCUUCCACCACGGGGAGGCAAAAGGCUUUUUCCACAUGCUCCUCUCACCUCAUCAUGGUCACAAUUUUCUAUGGGACCCUAAUCAUUGUGUACAUGCUCCCAGACACUGCUGAAUUGCGAGACCUGAACAAAGUGCUCUCUGUCUUCUACACUGUCCUGACUCCCCUGGCCAACCCCCUCAUCUACAGCCUGAGAAACAAAGAGGUCAAGGAGUCCCUGAGAAAAGCUCUAAGUAAGACUAUGACUUUUAUAACCAAUCACAAACUAUGUUGUAGGCAUUUAUGGUAA